AUGGUGGCGCCAACCGCUAACGGGCAGUACGCAACCGCCCUCCCGUCUUCCCCUGCUCCGUUCGCGCCCUCUGCUAACGACCAGCGCGGUCCAGCCCGCCAAUUUCCUCGCGCGCCCGCUCUUUCCCAUGAUGGAGCGCGCUGGGUUCUGGCUCCCUCAGCUCGGAGGGCCGUUAGAGCCACCGCCCAUGGCGGGCCGGGAGAAAGCUGCGCGCCGGGAGGGAUGAUGCUAGGGGCUGGAGCCCUCGCGGCUACGUUGCUGGUGUUGGUGCCGGUCACGGCGUUCCCCAUCCUGGGCCGAGUACUCGUCCUGGGGGAGCGGUGGCCGGGUGAGGAGAAGCUACGGCCGGCGGGGAAUGGGGUUAUGGAAAAGCACGUGGUGGAGUAUCAGCAGAUAUCAGUAGCAGACAUGAAAAAUAGUCCAUCAGUUGUUGAAAGGACAAAACGAUCAACAAAAGGAGAAAAUGUAGAAAUAUCUGUAGCUUAUUUGAAGCAUUUAACCUCUGCCCUUGUAGCAAGUGCUACUAUUUUUGGACUAGUUCUCUCAAUUUUGUCAUUGGCAGCAUGUUACUUGUACUAUAAAAGAAGGGAACUUAAACCCUUACUUGAUGUUGUACUGAAAGGUGGAGAAUCCCCACACAGAUCUAAACCCAAUGAUCCAAAUUGUUGUUCUCCUAUUUCUCUUUCUCAGUCUUUUCAUUUUGGACAAUCACAGGAAUCAAGCAAGAAUCAGACAGCAAUGGCAAAAAGUUCUAAAACUUCACCCGAAGAGCCAACAAGAAGUUACUCCGAUGAAAGCCCAUGCAAGAUAAAGAAAAGUAUAAUGCUGAUCCUGUGGAAAACAUAA
Molecule: messenger RNA, 846 nt
Organism: Euleptes europaea (tarantolino)
Lineage: Eukaryota; Metazoa; Chordata; Lepidosauria; Squamata; Sphaerodactylidae
Exons: 6
Coding region: 1-846 (281 amino acids)
Source: RefSeq, a predicted model, not a curated record